GUAGUUUGGAUUGAACACCAUGGACGGGGGCAAACUGGUAAAACUGAAGGCGAAGCUUAACGAAAUAUCAUCUGCGAUUGACGACGCCGAUGCUCGCAAGGCAGACGCAAAGGCGGGCAUGAUAGAGGCCAGCUCGCGACUGGAGAAGGCUGAGAGUGAGGGCAAUGGCAUAAAAAGGAGGAUCGCGCUGCUGGUAAAAGAGCUGGAGGGCGUCAAUGGGAGGAACGAAGCUCUCAGCGCAAAGAUAGAGGAACAAAUGAACAGUAGUACCGGCAUCGAAGGGGCCAGGAGAGAGCUGGAAGAACUCGAGGUAGAAGGUGAUGAGCGGACGCAGAUGAUGGAAGACGAGCUGAGACACGUGAAGAUGAUGAAAGAAGAGACUGUAACCAUGAUUAGAGCGGCCGAGCAGAGAGCUGUGGUGAUGAAACGAGAGUUGGAGAAAACAAAAAUCACACGCGAGACGCUGGAGAAGCGAGCGCUGGUGUUGGAACGAAAUAUUGCGGAUGGACAGAGCGAGGCCGACUCGUGGAAGGCAAAGCUGAUCGAGCUUCAACGAGAACUUGAGGAUAUGGAGUGUAAAUAAAACUGCUGGAGGCCUGGGUAGCUGCACAGGGCAAGUGAGAGCCAUCCAACACAACGUGUGUGUUACUACACCAGGCUACCCCGUCAUAACUUGUAAUGGAAUGACAUUUUGAAAAGAAAACAAAGCAAAAAUUGUAAUGUUUUGUAACAGCA
Molecule: messenger RNA, 735 nt
Organism: Branchiostoma floridae (Florida lancelet)
Lineage: Eukaryota; Metazoa; Chordata; Leptocardii; Amphioxiformes; Branchiostomatidae
Product: tropomyosin-1-like
Exons: 8
Coding region: 20-583 (187 amino acids)
Source: RefSeq, a predicted model, not a curated record